Molecule: messenger RNA, 762 nt
Organism: Lindgomyces ingoldianus
Lineage: Eukaryota; Fungi; Ascomycota; Dothideomycetes; Pleosporales; Lindgomycetaceae
Exons: 2
Coding region: 1-762 (253 amino acids)
Biological process (GO): regulation of DNA-templated transcription
Molecular function (GO): DNA-binding transcription factor activity
Source: RefSeq, a predicted model, not a curated record
AUGCAUCGACACGCAAGCUACCAGCAGUAUGCUACGGCGCAACCCACCACACAUCGGUACUCCGGGACCUCAAGUGCCUUCAGUGCCUCCGCAAAUCCCAACGAGGAUUGGACCAAGAUCUCGGAUCUUGCUGAGCGCCGAAGAAUACAGAACCGCAUUGCCCAGCGCAAUUACCGCAAGAAGCUGAAAAAGAGGCUUGAAGAUCUCGAACGCCGGGCCGCCUCUAGCUCUGCUUCACCGGAGCAGAAGCCUGUAGAGUUGCAACCACCACAUCGAUCGCCGCCCCGCCAGGAAUUCUCGUCCCCAGCCUCAUCGGAGUCGGACUUUGGUCGUCAUACGCCCGAUAUCCAAAGCCAUUACGUUCCUCCACCCGAGGAGCGUGCCAUGUUCUCGCAUCAGUACACGCGGCAGCUGUCUACUUCCCCGCCGCCUUUCUCGUAUUCUACGUAUCCCGCUCCAGAUGCGGCUGCGUACACGGUGCCAUAUGCAACAACACAUGCGCCCUACCAUUCGAUACCCACCACUACGACUCCGGAGAUGCCGAUGUACACACCGUACCUGCCACCGCUCUCCUCAGCCUACCCUACGACGCUCCCUAGCCUCGUACACCCAAUGAAGAGCGAAUUCUACGCUGAGGAUGAGAUGAACUCGUUCGGCGUGGGGUAUCCUCAGAUGGCUACUAUUGAUCUUCCUCCUCAUUCUUACGCGGAAGCCGGUGCUCAUGUAAAGAUCCCUCCCCGCAAGACCUACUACGCACAUUAG